Messenger RNA from Equus caballus (horse), 833 nucleotides. The record is from RefSeq and is a predicted model, not a curated record. NCBI's taxonomy places the organism in Eukaryota, Metazoa, Chordata, Mammalia, Perissodactyla, Equidae.
UCUAAGAUGAAGUGCUGACAUGUGAAGGGAUAACAGGAUGGUCUGCCAGCUUGAUCAUGUACCCCAGCUGGUAUAAGAAAAAAUGGUUGGAGAGUAGAGGUUUCUUUGUGUGAGCUUUGUGUGAUAUUCCCUGCUCCCUCCUCACAGGAACAGAGGAGGCUUUACUUUUACCUCAAGCCAAUGAGCGAAGACUGAGGAGAUUUUGAUAUUUGAUAUCUGUGUCCCGGAGAUUGAGGGAGAUAGACAAUGGCAUUUGACUUAAGUCUGAGAAAUCCAAAGUGAAGAGGUAAAAAGAGAAUCCACUGGGGUAGUAGGCCCUUCCGCUCAAAUUGGGUCAUGUGGACAAAAUGACACUCCUUUCAAAGAUCAGGAAAAGAAGACCCACACCAGCGUCACUUGUGAUUCUCAAUGAACAUAAUCCCCCAGAAAUAGAUGAGAAGAGGGUGACCAACACACAAGCAGAAUCACAGAAUGCAUCCCCUAAGCAAAGGAAGCAGAGUGUGUACACAGCACCCACCAUGAAAGGGGUUAAGCAUCUGAAAGGCCAGAAUGAAUCAGCAUUUCCUGAAGAAGAAGAAGGCGUAAACGAGAGAGAGGAGCAGUGGGACCAUUAAUCAUGAGUCUGCAGCAAGAAGGCUUCUUGGGAAUAACUGAACUAUUAACUUUUCUGAAUAUCCCAUGGAAUGCCACUGCUUGACUUCCAGAAGCAUUCUCCAUCUCGGCUCUUCAACUCAUACAGUAGUAAUACACCUCCUGGGAAGCCCUCCUUGACUGAACUUUAGAACUAAGUACAAAUUGUUCCAUAUUACUUGCAAUUAAAGAAUAAGUAUUUA